CAUUGCAAUGUAGAACAUUGGUAGUACAGUUGGUUCAUAGUCCAUAAGGUUGAAUUAGAAAGACAUAAAAUACAUGUAUGACUUUUGUCAGUCAACCAAACCUCCACCAAUCGUAAGAAGAGAUCGGGCGGGUUGCUAGGAAGGUUAUGUUAAUAUGCAAUGCAGCCGCCUCUGCAGCUACCAUUCUGAGGAGUGGCUCGAUAGGUCAAGAGGUGCCAGGUAGGGGCACCACGCUGCCAUGGAAACAAAGCAAGAACCCUCAGCCGCGUGGAGCCAGGCCGGAGACGGGGACACGGGAAAUGCAACCCAGGUGCACUUUGAGGGUGGGGCGGUGGCCCAGAUCGUGUACAGCGGGGAGCAGCAGGGCCGCGGCCAGGAGCAGGUGGUCUACACUGCAGACGGAGGGUCUUACACCUCUGUGGAGUCUGCAGAACACACCCUGGUGUACAUACACCCUGCAGACGGAUCCCAGUUUGCAGAUCAACCUCAGGUAGCCUACAUCCAACAGGAUGGCACCACUCAACAGGUCACGGUUCUGCUGCCCAGCGGACAGAACAUGAACGCUGCAAACCUGCACGUCCUCAGCAACGUAGCGGAAGACCCACAAGCCCUCCUGGAGCCCGUUUCCCAGGAGCAGAUGUCCAACUCCCUGUCCUCCAUGACGGGCAUGGCGGAGCCCCCCCCCAGUCCCCUGGGGGCCACGGACUCCACAGAGGACUCUGAUGAAGAAGAGGACGAAGACGAAGACUCAGACUUGGACGACUGGGAGCCCCGUCUGCCCCUCCCCUUCACCCCCCACAGCCUGUGGUGCGAGGAGUGCAACUGCGCCCACCCAUCCGCGUGUCUGAAGCACGGGGCCCUCCACCCGCUCCCCAACCGCCCGGUCGUGUCCAAGGCCCGGGCCAGCCUGCCCCUGCUGCUCUACAUGGACCGCUUCAUGGGCGGGGUGUUCUCCAAGCGACGCAUCCCCAAGCGCACUCAGUUUGGCCCCCUGGAGGGGCCCCUGGUGCCCGAGAGCCAGCUACAAGACCACAACAUUCACCUCAAGCUCUGCAUGCUGGACUCGGACAAGGACGGGGAGAAGACGGACGAAUCGUGGGUGGACCUGUCCGACGAGGACAGCUGUAAUUGGAUGAUGUUCGUGAGGCCCGCCCAGAAUCACCUGGAGCAGAACCUGGUGGCCUAUCAGUACGGCUCUGAGAUAUUCUACACCACCAUCAAGAACAUCCAGCCCAAACAGGAGCUCAAGGUGUGGUACGCCGCGUCGUACGCCCAGUUCGUCAACCAGAAGAUCCACACCGUGACGGAGGAGGAGAGGAAGGUGUUGCGGGAACAGGAGAAGAAUUGGCCGUGCUAUGAGUGUAACCGGCGCUUCGUCAGCUCGGAGCAGCUGCAGCAGCACCUGAACAUGCACGACGAGAAGCUGACCUCCGUCACCAGAUCCAGAGGUCGAGGGCGUGGUCGCGGCAGGAAGAGGUUCGGCACGGGUAGACGACCUGGUCGCCCUCCCAAAUUCGUCCGCCUGGAACUGGACCCCCUGGUGGAGACAUCGCAGGAGAUGAUGGGUUUGAGCGGCAAACCUUCGCUGGAGGUCGGGAUGGACGGGGGCGACGGCGAGCAGAACGGCCUCAAGGUGGUGGAGCUCGAGACGGAGGUGGAGACGGGUUCAGAGACCCCGGACCACCUGGCGCUCUCCGCCGAGGAGCCCGGGGCGGCGGCGGCGGACCCCCCCGGCCCGCCCGCCAGCCCGGACGUCCCCCCGGUCGUGGAGGAGAAGGAGGACCCGUCGCAGGGGGAGGGCGCCGGGGCGGCGGUCGACCCCCACCUGACCUCUCAGGACUUGCGGCGAGCCAAGCGAAUACGGAAUGCAGCGCUGCAGCACCUCUUCAUCCGGAAGAGCUUCCGGCCCUUCAAGUGCACGCACUGCGGCAAGGCCUUCCGGGACAAGGACAAGCUGGAGCAGCACCUGCGGGUGCACGGGCGCGACGCCUACGCCUUCGCCUGCCACCUGUGCAACAAGAGCUUCCCGACGGACGCGGCGUUUGAGGACCACCUGGCGCUGCACAUGGACAACCGCUCGUACGCCUGCCUGCUGUGCCCCGACUCCUUCGAGAAGCUGGACCUCCUGAAGGAGCACGUGGGCGUGCACGCCGGGCCCGACGGCUGCUUCACCUGCCCCUCCUGCAAGAAGUGCUUCAGCGACUUCAUCCAGGUGAAGAAACACAUUCGCUGCUUCCACUCAGAGAAGAUCUUCCAGUGUCCCGACUGCGACAAGGCCUUCUGUCGGCCGGACAAGCUACGCCUGCACAUGCUGAGACACUCGGACCGCAAGGACUUCCUCUGCUCCUCCUGUGGUAAACAGUUCAAGAGGAAGGACAAGCUGCGGGAGCACAUGCAGAGGAUGCACAACCCCGACCGGGAGGCCAAGAAGGCGGACCGCGUGCACCGCUCCAAGGCCCUGAAGCUGAAGGUGCCCACGGCGGACCUGGACAGCUUCAUGUUCAAGUGCCGCGUCUGCAUGAUGGGCUUCCGCCGGCGGGGGAUGCUGGUGAACCACCUGUCAAAGAGACACCCGGAGAUGAGUAUCGACGACGUUCCGGAGCUCACCCUGCCAAUCAUCAAGCCCAACAGGGACUACUUCUGCCAGUACUGCGACAAGGUGUACAAGAGCGCCAGCAAGAGGAAGGCCCACAUCCUGAAGAACCACCCCGGCUCCGAGCUCCCGCCCAGCAUCAGGAAGCUGCGGCCGGCGGGCCCGGGAGAGCCGGACCCCAUGCUCAGCACCCACACCCAGCUGACCGGCACCAUCGCCUCGGCCCCCGUCUGCUGCCCACACUGCGCCAAGCAGUACAGCAGCAAGACCAAGAUGGUGCAGCACAUCCGGAAGAAACACCCAGAGUUCGGCCAGAUGACCCUCCAGACCCCCAUGCCGGCCGCCGCCGUCAUCAGCACCCCCCCCGCCGUCAUCAACGCCGACGGGACCACCACGGAGUCCGUGGCGACGACGGACCUGCUGACCCAGGCGAUGACGGAGCUGUCUCAGACGCUGACCACAGACUACCGUACAGCCCAGGGGGACUACCAGAGGAUCCAGUACAUCCCUGUGGGCCAGGCCGGGGGCGCCCUGGCCCAGUCCCAGCACAUCCAGCUCCAGGUGGUGCAGGUUGCGCCGGCUUCUUCACCGCACUCUCAGAACGCCACGGUGGACGUGAGCCAGCUUCACGAGCAGCACGGCUACAGCCAGCACUCCAUUCAGGUUCAGCAGAUCCAGGUCUCCGAGCCGACGGGCACCGCCCAAAACACCAGCCAGGUGGCUGGCCAACCUCUAAGUCCCGCCUCCUCCCAGCAGACGGGUCAGGAGAUGAGUCCGAGUCAGCUGACCCCGAUCACCUUGACCCAGAGCCACGCCCUCCAGAGCCCCGCCGCGCAGCAAGGCGCCGUGCAGCACGCGUACAUCCCCAGCAACUGGAACUACCGUGGUUACCCCUCUGAGAUCCAGAUGAUGGCUCUUCCUCACGCCCAGUACGUCAUUGCUGAGGCCAGCACCGCGGGCGCGACCGGCAACAGCAGCCAGGUUAAAACGACCCACUACGUGAUCUCAGACGGCCAGUCGGACCUGGAGACCAAGCAGGUUUCCGGGUCUCAGACGCCCCCGCCGGAACAGGCAGACCAGCCAACCGAGCAACAGCAGCAGCAGCAGCAGCAAGCCAAUCAGCAACCCACCACGCAGUACAUCAUCACCACCACAACCAAUGGCAGCGGCACCAGCGAAGUUCACAUCACCAAGCCCUGAGCCCACCUGUAGAGUAGCAGUUGUUGUUUUGGGGGCCAGUCACUUGAACUGAUACUGCAUGCAGCCUCUACGCACACACUCGAUCACGCGCCACUGACACACACACACACACACACACACACACACACACACACACACACACACACACACACACACACACACACACACACACACACACACACACACACACACACACACACACACACUCAAAGAACUCGACGCAAACACUGGUACCACACCGGUGCAACCACACAGACCCUGGGGGUGUCUUUAAGGGUAUGAAACCAAUGACCAGUUUUAUGUGUCAGUUACCUUUCCCAGAAUCGUGAUUUAUUUGCAAGCUAGCGAAGCCUUUUCGUUAAACAUUGAUUUUGUUUUUAUGGGACCUUUAUUUUAAAAGGCAGUUGACAACAGACAUAACCAUGAACGAUUUAAUGAAGGAAUUAGUUUAAAGUUUUACUCUGCCUCCUACACUACUGAGUACUGGAGAAAGUUGGGACAGCGUUACUCGCCUAAUAACUAAUUACUUUUUGGAAAAUACAUUUGAUAAUUUUUCCAAAUAUGUGAAAAGGUGGGGAACGAAGAUGUGGCAAUUCUUUUUCUUUGGUCCAUUUUCAAAGGUCAUUUCAAAGUUGGUAGCUGUUGUGAAGGAGACUACUAAAUGGUUCCUUGGAUCUUAUGGUGUUGCCUGCCUUAUUGCACAACCCCUUCGCACAUAUACAACAGAAAAACGGAAACUAUAAUGCUUUGAAAAGAGGAAAAGUAGGAGCAGAACAAGUAGAGUCAGGUACGUCAUGCUCAACAUGACUUGUCUCCAAUACGGGUCUUGUGUAAUUAUUCAGACAUUUUGUUUUGCAAUCUUAUUAUAUUUUCCACUUCUGUUUUUCCUCAGUUUCGGUUGAAAUAGGACUAGUUUGUGAGUUUUGUUUUACUUUGUGUUGGUGGAAAUAACUGAUAGUUUUUUGUUUACAUGCUGAAUUGGUCUUUGGUUGUUUUCUUGUGUUUUUGAGUAAAUUUUUGCGAUCUACAAGGCCAGAGAUCAUUUUGUUGUAAAAAUGGCAGGAAAUUAAAGUUCUACUCAUCACUCCCAUCCCACAAA
Molecule: messenger RNA, 4892 nt
Organism: Gadus morhua (Atlantic cod)
Lineage: Eukaryota; Metazoa; Chordata; Actinopteri; Gadiformes; Gadidae
Gene: prdm10
Product: PR domain containing 10
Exons: 23
Coding region: 239-3793 (1184 amino acids)
Molecular function (GO): protein binding
Source: RefSeq, a predicted model, not a curated record